Molecule: messenger RNA, 2587 nt
Organism: Scylla paramamosain (green mud crab)
Lineage: Eukaryota; Metazoa; Arthropoda; Malacostraca; Decapoda; Portunidae
Product: protein Wnt-9a-like
Exons: 8
Coding region: 377-1648 (423 amino acids)
Biological process (GO): cell fate commitment; canonical Wnt signaling pathway; neuron differentiation
Cellular component (GO): extracellular region
Molecular function (GO): frizzled binding; cytokine activity
Source: RefSeq, a predicted model, not a curated record
GCGAGGGAGAUCGUAAAGGCGGAGUAUUUACCGCAGUUGUUGGCUGAGGUGGCAAGGGGUGGCAAGGGUGUUUUGACGACUUACGAAUAUAAAAAGGAAUAUAAUCUCUGGAGUACGUGGACGUUGUUACAGCUGAAGGAGCAAUCGUGAAGUGAAGGAUGAACUGUGCUAAACUCACUUGAAGAAAAAGAGAGUUAACAGCAACAGAUGACUGAAUAAUUGAUCAAAUCGUUUAAGAAGCAAGGACAUUAUCCGACACACACACACACACACAUACAUACACAAAGGAAAUGAAAAAAAAAUAAACUAUUCCCCGUCUAACACCUAAAUUUGAAACUCGAUCCAAAGCCUCGACCAGAACCAUGUGAAGCCCAGCAUGAGGCCUUUUUGCUUCAUCGUUGCCGUGUCGCACCUCCUUCACUGCCUCGCGCCCCACGCCUGCCACGCCUUCUGCGGAAUCUCCAGCAGAAGGAAGGUGGAUCAGACUCUUCUCACAUCCACUCGAUCCGCCUCAAACUUCUCCAUGGACCUGCGCACGAAGUGUGAGUACGCGGGUGUGCAUGGGGCUGCUCGGAGGGCGUGCUUGCGGUCGCGGGAGAUGGCGGGCGUGCUCCUGGAGGCGGCGUGGAUGGGCGUGACUCACUGCCAACACCUGAUGCUGCACGAGAGGUGGAAUUGCUCCCUAGGGCGAUCCAGACGGAGGAUCAUGAAGCAAGCCUUUCCAGAGACAGCCUUCCUGCAGGCCCUCUCGGCAGCCUCCGUGACGCAGGUGGUGUCGCGAAGCUGUGCGCAGGGCCACCUCACCCGCUGCUCCUGCGACAACACGGCCUCGGCCACCCCGGCGGACAGCAGGCGGGCGUGGCGCUGGGGCGGCUGUGGUGACAACGUGCGCUACGGGCAGAAACUUGCCGAGAGGUUCUUCAUCGGGAAGCGCAAAGAUGGCAGGAAGAAGGAGGGACAGACAAGCGCCGAACUGAAGGCCGCUGUGUCGCAGGAGUACUCAAGGAGCAGAGACUUCAAAUCUCAGAUCGAUGUGCACAAUGCCUGUGUGGGCAUUAAGACAGUGGCGAGCGCCGCCAAGAAGACCUGCAAGUGUCACGGACCGUCUGGUUCGUGCGUGAUGAAGACCUGCUGGAUCCAGUUGCCAGCCUUCAUCGCCUCGGGGGAAACCCUCAAGAGUCUGUACCAGCGGUCCUCCCUCGGCCGCACCAUCAAUGAGGCACAGAUCACAAAUCGCGCUAGCAGGCCGCGCUAUCCGCGGACAUCCGGCGACAGACGCCUGAAGGGCCACGGGGGAGGCACGCGGAGGUCAGGUCGGCAACGCGGCAUCAGAAAUAACAUCCUGAAAGUCUCCAGCGAGAGGUGCGUGUCGCAUCGUGGCGGGAAGGGCUGGGGCGUGCUCGGCGAUCCCUCGCAGUUGGUCUACUUGGACGCCUCGCCAAACUUCUGCUACAAAAACAAAUACGGGCCGGGCACCAGAGGCCGGUCCUGCGAGAAAGGCCAGAGCUGCAGCGAUGUAUGUUGUGGCCGCGGCUACGACACGAGCGUAGCUGAGGUGACGGAGCCGUGCAAGUGCCGCGUGGUGUGGUGUUGUGAGGUGAAGUGCCUCAACUGUACCCGCGUGGCCGAACUGUACACCUGCAAAUGAGCUGUGUGUGGCCGAGGGUGAGACGGCAGCAGCAGCAGCAGCAGCGAUAGGAGACACCCCUAAUGUGUACAUAAUUAUAAUCUUUGCUUCUAAGGAAGAAUUUAGAUUGCUGUUUAUGACAAUUUACGAUUCUCUCAAUUACCACGAGAAUCACAUUGUGUUGACAGUAUGAAUGAAGAAAAACCUCUGAGUUAUUUGGCGGACACGUCAGAGUCCAAUAAGGUUGUGUGCAUCAUGAAAAUGUGUUAAAAAGUGUUAGAUUAAUGUGACGAAAUGAAGUGCCUAAUGUAGCGUAAGAGUAGCAGAAGCAUAGCAGGGGAGCACCUGGGCGGCAGUGGCGGGCGGCGGGGCGCGGCGACAACACCUGUGGAAGAAGUCAAGUGAGCUACCUGCUGUUACUUUCCUGUGGUGCCUUGCUGGUUGGCGCGACAUCCCGCCGUCUGCAUUGGUGACUGAAAGCGGUGUAAGGUUAGUGGUGUGAAGUGACCGCACGCUGAGACUGUUACACGAGUUAGAAUUUAUGAUCCUUAUGUGUUUCGUGUAUUGUUAGGCGAGGGCGGGGCUGCUGGCUGGGCGGGAACGGCAACACGCUAUGUAGUUUGUGAAGAAAAUUCAAGACAAUAUGCAUCCUCUGGAUUGUGGGAAGAUUAACCACAAAAAUAUAUCUGGAAAAUCGCAUUCGGUAUGUAAACAAGACUGUAUCAAUUAGAUAUGAAAAGAGUAUACCUGAUCAGCUUAUAGGAUUCUGUUCCUCGUGCAAGAGAAAGGGAAUGAUUCCUCCCACGCCGCCGCCGCGCCGCAGCAGCUGUGACUCUCCGCGCCGCCACGCACGCCGCACUCUAUUGCCGCCGCAGUAUUUCAUAAUCAGCUCUGAAUAGUGGAAAUAUAUUACACCUGUCCAGAAUGUAUAACGUUUUAUGCAUAAAUCUACCACGACUU